This is a messenger RNA of Hypomesus transpacificus, 2069 nucleotides long. Its product is annotated as synaptobrevin homolog YKT6. Gene Ontology annotation, biological process: endoplasmic reticulum to Golgi vesicle-mediated transport. The record is from RefSeq and is a predicted model, not a curated record. The transcript is spliced from 8 exons. Gene Ontology annotation, molecular function: SNAP receptor activity. Bases 362 to 958 code for a protein of 198 amino acids. Gene Ontology annotation, cellular component: Golgi apparatus. NCBI's taxonomy places the organism in Eukaryota, Metazoa, Chordata, Actinopteri, Osmeriformes, Osmeridae.
AUGCGCAAAAUGUACGGACAAGCUGCUAUGUGGCUAUUCCAUAAUGCUAUUGGAAGUCUUGUACAUAGCUGAGCUUACUAGGUAAUCACAACGACAGCUUCAGCGAUAUAAAGUUAUUUCAAUUUGGUUUGUUGUUGAAAAAGAUUACUUUGACGCGAAAAUAUUUGUUAUCGAAUUAUUUAAUCUAACGAAACACCCGUCCAAGCAAACCAAGUAUUUCCCUGAAACUCCACAGGUAGCUAUUGUAACGUUAGCUUACCCACAAGUUUAACUACUAUCCGCUAGCGCUGUCUCAGUUGGUCUUACUUUCGGUAUAAAACAGCUGGUCAAGUUUGGAAAGAGAAAAGAACAAGUAAACAGAAUGAAACUGUACAGUCUGAGUGUGCUAUACAAGGGGACCACCAAGUCCAACUUGCUCAAGGCUGCUUAUGACCUGUCAUCCUUCAGCUUUUUCCAGCGGUCCAGUGUUCAGGAAUUCAUGACAUUCACCAGUGCGCUGAUCGUGGAACGGUCAUCGGUUGGCAGCAGAGCUUCUGUCAAAGAACAAGAGUACCUGUGUCAUGUUUACGUGCGGAACGACAACCUGGGAGCAGUGGUGAUUGCGGAUGGGGAGUACCCCUCGAGAGUCUGUUUUACCCUACUAGAUAAGGUCUUAGAGGAGUUCUCCAGGCAGGUGGGCAGUAUUGACUGGCCUUCUGGAUCUGCUGACACCAUCCAGUACUCAGCCCUAGACAGCUAUCUGGCCAAGUACCAGAAUCCCAGAGAAGCAGACGCCAUGAGCAAAGUGCAAGCUGAACUGGAUGAAACCAAAAUUAUUCUGCACAACACUAUGGAGUCUCUGUUGGAGAGAGGGGAGAAGCUGGAUGAUCUGGUGCAAAAGUCGGAACACCUGGGCAACCAAUCCAAAGCCUUCUACAAGACCGCACGGAAGCAGAACUCUUGCUGCGAAGUCAUGUAGAGCUGCUGGACGUAUCUGCACCUCCUGGACCCUCCUCCUGUCUCACUACUCUCUCCCUCCCUGGUCUCUCUCCCUGGUCUCUCUGAACAUGCCUCGAGUCAGCAGGGCUGUGUGAGGAACAGAGAGGGUCAAUCUCAAUGUUGGUUUCCGGUAGCUGUAUGUCCUCAUGUGAAAGUGAGGGUUCAAGCUGUAGACUGAUGGCUUUCCCCUUCCUCUCUCUCUGUCUCUGGUUUUAACUCCCUGUUUUUGAAGACACUCCAAUGUCCUGUGCUUUGAUUGGCUGUCUCGUUGAGCAGUGGGUGUGUGCGGUUGUCAGACCUGUGAGUUGAUAGGCUGCGUAUGUCAAAGCUCUCAGUGAGGGAUCUUACCGCAAAGAUUACCUAUACCUGUCUAAUGACAAUGAGAUGGUGGUUCGUUCAGUAUUGCAUUUGGGAUUCAAUUAAGGGCUGUUCAUUGAAAAUUGUGGGAUGAUCAGUUGUGUAACCAGUUUGUAGAACAAGCUGAAUGUGACUUGGUCGCGAGAUGCAUCAAGCUGCUACUGGCUGAAUUCUAGACAUUCCUGAUGUUGUAAAAGUACACGAUUUAGAAACCAGUUGCCUUCUGCGUACAUGCAGAAUGACAUCUGAAGCCUUAAAUGUGUGAGUGUUUUACAUGAAUUAAAUCUGGGCCGUAUUAAGUUCAUACGUGUGAGAAAUGGUUCAAACAAGAGAAUGGACAUUUCCCAAGACCUGAAAUGUAAGAUGAGUGUUUGGUUCUUUGAUCACAUAUUUAUUAUGCAGACAGCAACAGUUGUAUACUAAAUGGUAAUGUUUCUUAAAGUAGUCUUUGUAUAUCUGUAUAAAUGAGGGGUUACCUUGUUAAACUCUAAUUGUUCUGGCAGGCCUAUCUACCUAUCUUUGUGCCUUCUUUGUUUAACGUGCCACAUUUUCUACAUCUACUUGAUAUAGCCAUAAAUAACGGUGUAUUCACCAGUAUACAAACCAUACAUGGAGAAAUGUUUGCUUUAUCUUCUACUUCAUUUAAAACGUUCUCAGUCCUAUUACCCAUACAUUGUAUUACGCGUGAAACUAUUUGAAAUUGUCAUUACGAUUAAAUAAAUUAUUCAAACGAU